GCUUCGAUAGUGGCUUCCCAAGGGCCGGUGACGGCACAGUUAAACAUGAAGGUCCUUCAGAGUUACCAAAACGGUAUCAUCCAGAGGCCUGCGAAAGACUGCAAUCCGAACUACUUGGACCACGUUGGGCUCAUUGUGGGCUUUAAUGAAGGCAAAUCCCGACGUGGAUCCCGAACUGGACCGUAUUGGGUUAUCCAGAACUCGUGGGGAGAGCACUGGGGAGAAAAGGGGUAUUUUCGCCUGCACCGCGGCACCAACGCCUGUGGCAUUGCCAUGUAUGCUGCGACGGCAACCGUCGAGGAUUCGGCAACAAAGAAACCCAUGAGCUGCCCUGCUAUUUGAAAGCACAUCUCACUGCCGUAUCUUAAACCCAGGCUUUUUAAGUGUGCCUUUUCAGCUCUAUGAGGCUCAAUUCCGAAAUUCAUAGAGAUUGAUUUCCAAACUAGUAGAACCCAAAAGAUGUUACCUCUCCACAUCCGCUGUCACUUUCUAGCCAUGCUUUCUAUUAGCUUUGCAUCAGCAAAAUAUUAAUGUCCUUUUGGUGGGACUCAUAUGGCUCUCCAGUUAUUGUAUCGCAAGUCCCAGAAACACUGGCCAGCUUAGCCAAAGAUGAGGGAUGCUGGGAGCUGCAGUCCAACACCAUGUUGUUAGGAACCCCCAAAUUUGGUCCCAUCCGAAGGUCCGGUCUCAAGAGGCAAACAGACAAACAGCCAGUCUCAGGAGUAGAACAAAAACAAGGUUUAUUUCGUCAUGAUCAUGAUGAGACGGCCAGCCAUACCAAACACGCAGGUCUUGGUACUUUCAAGAGGCUGCUGCACCCAGUGUCUCUCAGACUCGCAUUAUAUAGAUAAGACUCUUUGGCACUGCAGCAAAAGUUAUUCAAUUACAAACUACCAUCUAGGUUAGUGGUUCUCAACCUUCCUAAUGCCGUGACCCCUUAAUACAGUUCCUUAUGUUGUGGUGACCCCCAACCAUAACAUUAUUUUCUUUGCUACUUCACAACUGUAAUUUUGCUGCUGUUAUGAAUCAUCUUGUAAAUAUCCGAUAUGCAGGAUGUAUUUUCAUUCAUUUGGA
This is a messenger RNA of Anolis sagrei ordinatus, 1074 nucleotides long. The record is from RefSeq and is a predicted model, not a curated record. Lineage: Eukaryota; Metazoa; Chordata; Lepidosauria; Squamata; Anolidae.